AUGGCUUCAGUAAAAGACGUUGCAACAUUAUAUCAAAAUCUUAAAACAGAGUGGGCUAAGAAACCACGCAAACUUGACAAAUGCGGUGAGCUGCUGAACAAAAUAAAGAUAGCGUUAACACAGUUAACUUUCCUACCGAGUAACAAUGCUGCCGCUAAUCAGAAAGAGUUGAUUUUGGCUCGUGAUGUUUUGGAAAUUGGUGCUCAAUGGGCAGUUGCUGCGAAGGAUGUGAAAGCAUUCGAGCGAUUCAUGUCUCAACUGAAAUGCUACUAUUUUGAUUACAAAGACCAUCUACCCGAGUCAGCAUUUAUGUAUCAGCUUCUGGGACUCAAUUUAUUGUUCCUGCUCUCUCAGAACCGUGUUGCAGAGUUCCAUACUGAGUUGGAACGUCUUUCAGUGGAUGUGAUUAGGGCUGACCCUUACAUUAGACAUCCGCUAGCUUUGGAACAGUAUUUGAUGGAAGGCAGCUACAAUAAGAUAUUUUUGGCUAAGGACAAUGUACCAGCCGAAAGUUACACCCUUUUCAUGGACACUCUCCUAGAUACUGUCCGAGGGGAGAUUGCUGCGUGCAUUGAGAAAGCAUACCUCUGCAUUUCAUGCGCUGAAGCUGCCCGCAGACUGAAUUUACCAUCUCAACAAGCUGUGCAUGAAUAUGGCAAGAAGCGCAACUGGGUUCUUGGCCCAGACAACUGCUAUCAUUUCAAUGCUGCCGAAGAGACGUGUGCCGCCGCCGCUGGAACGCUCCCGUCUCCUGAACUCGCUGGCCAAAUCAUCGAAUAUGCUAGACAUCUUGAGAUGAUUGUGUAG
Molecule: messenger RNA, 807 nt
Organism: Spodoptera littoralis (African cotton leafworm)
Lineage: Eukaryota; Metazoa; Arthropoda; Insecta; Lepidoptera; Noctuidae
Source: the annotation of a GenBank genome assembly